GGGAGGACGGCGAGCAACGAGUCAUCUGGCAGGGACAGCGGGCACCGAGUCAUCUGGCACGACAGGGCACCGAGUCAUCUGGCACGACAGCGGGCACGAGUCAUCUGGCACGACAGCGGGCACCGGGUCACCAAGCUCAACAGCGGGCACCGAGUCACCUGGCAGGACAGCGGGCACCGAGUCAUCUGGCAUGACAGCGGGCACCGAGUCAUCUGGCACGACAGCGGGCACCGAGUCACCAAGCUCAACAGCGGGCACCGAGUCAUCUGGCAUGACAGCGGGCACGAGUCAUCUGGGCACGACAGCGGGCACCGGGUCACCAAGCUCGACAGCGGGCGCCGCAUCAUCUGGCAGGAUGGCUGGCAACGAGUCAUCUGGCAGGACAGCAGGCACCGAGUCAUCUGGCAGGACAGCGGGCACCAGGUCACCAAGCUCGUCAGUGGGCGCCGAGUCAUCUGGCACGACAGCGGGCACCUAGUCAUCUGGCACGACAGCGGGCACCAAGUCACCAAGCUCGACAGCGGGCACCAAGUUAUCUGGCAGGACAGCGGGGCACCGAGUCAUCUGGCAGGACAGCGGGCACCGGGUCACCAAGCUCGACAGCAGGCGCCGAGUCAUCUGGCAUGACAGCGGGCACCGAGUCAUCUGGCAGGACAGCGGGCAAAGGGUUAAAGGGAGGAUAGGUGCAGCGAGUGGGAACAGGGUACUGACAUG
Molecule: messenger RNA, 714 nt
Organism: Staurois parvus
Lineage: Eukaryota; Metazoa; Chordata; Amphibia; Anura; Ranidae
Source: the annotation of a GenBank genome assembly